This is a messenger RNA of Papilio polytes (common Mormon), 2521 nucleotides long. RefSeq names its product alcohol dehydrogenase [NADP(+)]-like. Gene Ontology annotation, cellular component: cytosol. Lineage: Eukaryota; Metazoa; Arthropoda; Insecta; Lepidoptera; Papilionidae. The transcript has 6 exons. Bases 373 to 1371 code for a protein of 332 amino acids. The record is from RefSeq and is a predicted model, not a curated record. Gene Ontology annotation, molecular function: aldose reductase (NADPH) activity.
AAAUUUUACCUCAUAUACAACAAAGUGAAUAAGAAAAAUUUGAACAUGCUUUAAUUUCUAGACGGAUCAGUAGCGGGAAGUUCAAAAUACUAAGCUGUUACAUCAUAAAAAUCAAUACUAGAUAUCACAGAGUUGCGCUGCAUUAUUCUCAUGUCCUGUAGACAUUGGGUGUAAUAUAUCGAUCACAGUUCGUACGAUACGAUUGCUUUUAAAUAAUUAGUGAGCACUCAUUAGAAAAAAAACAUUUUCUUUUUGGCUAUUUGCCAAAAGAGAUCUGUCAGACUUUUCUUGAACAACGCCGAUUAUUGAACAGUGAGAGAGUGAUUCAAGUUCAUAGUCCAGCUAAUCCAGGGUUAAGGAAAAACAAACACCAUGAGAUAUGCGACGCUGUCCCAGACUGGUGAUGUUAUGCCUACAUUGGGUUUGGGCACCUGGCAGGCCCCGCCUGAUGUUAUAGAAUCUACUGUCUAUAAAGCCUUAGAUUUGGGGUACAGGCAUAUAGAUACUGCCUUUAACUACAAUAACGAAGAGGCAAUCGGUAAUGCCAUUAAACAAUGGAUUACUGAUGGGAAGGGAACAAGAAAAGAAUUAUUUAUCACUACUAAGUUGCCCCAUGUCGGCAACAGGGCGUCUGAUGUGCGCAAAUUCCUUGACCUACAAUUGAACCGUUUGCAAAUGGAUUAUGUGGACUUGUAUUUAAUACAUGUCCCAUUCGGUUUCCAUUGCAACGUUGACACCCUGACGCCGGUCGUCAAGGACAAGGGCGAGUAUGAUCUCGAUAUGGAUACCAAUCACAUCAACACUUGGAUGGUGAUGGAGCAAUGCCAGAAGGAGGGGCUCAUCCGCAACCUCGGGCUGUCGAACUUCAACCAGGCGCAGAUCAGCAAGAUAAUGAAGUACGCGACGCUGAAGCCGCAGGUGCUGCAGGUGGAGCUGCACGCGUACUUCCAGCAGGUGGAGUUGCGCAAGUUCUGCGCCGACAACGACAUCGUGGUGACCGCGUACGCGCCGCUCGGCAGCCCCGGCGCCAAGGACCACUUCGUCAACAAAUAUAACUACAACCCAGACGCUUUUCCGGAUCUUUUAGGCCACCCAGAAGUAAAGGAGAUUGCCGCGAGACAUGGCAAAACACCGGCACAAGUCCUGUUAAAUUUCUUAGUCAAUCAAAAGGUCGUAGUCAUUCCAAAGAGUACUAGUGAGAAGAGAUUGAAGGAAAACUCCGAUAUAUAUAAUUUUGAGGUAACGCCAGCGGAAAUAAAUAGCUUAAAAAACUUAGACAAGGGCGAGGGCGGGCGUAUAUUUAAUUUUCUCUUCUGGAAGGGCGUUGAAAAACAUCCCGAAUAUCCAUUCGAUGUUCCCCACGCGGUCUAAGAGUAGCAUUAUCAUUUAUACCCGGCGGUCUUGGUCCUAAUAUUCUUGUUAAGCAAUUACUCUUAUCGUCAAUUCUGUCUCAAGAUGGUUAAAUCUUACUACAAUAAUUGUAUUAACAAAACUCUUCUGGAUUUAUCAAAGUCCUCGGUCACAUUUUAGUAACAUUUAGGGCCUAUCCCAGCGAAUUGUAAAUUGUCUGAUAACAAUCCAACGUGUAAAAUAUCGGAUUUUGUUCCCUUAUCAGACAGUGACGUCAAUUUUUGCAAUCUUAGGCUUUAUCAGCCAGUGGUGGGACAGGCCCUAAGAGCUAAUAUUGUUAACGUUAAAGAUAGAGAAAUUCUACUUAUGCUUUUCUUCUUAUUGAGUAAGAUUAGCAGCGGGUUUUCUUCAAUACUUGUUAAAUUAAAUAUUUCUAUUCAAUUCUAAUUAUAUGAUUAAUUCAUCUCUACAGUAUAAUUAACGACAAUUCCAUUUGUUAAGUAGCAAUUUAAGGAAUUGUAAAAUUUAUUUAUUUGCAGGAAGACGAAAGAAUUACUAACAUUCUCUUAAUCAUUCCAAUUAGAUAAGUUAAAGCUUGUGUUAGGAGAUUUUCGACAAAUAUUUCAAGUAGAAAUCAAAUUUACUUAAACUACUUAGUUUAUUCAGUAUAAGACACUAAACUAUGGAAUGUAAAUGUUUAAGCAAAUAAUCGUUAAACACAGUUUUUACUACGGGAAAAAUAAACUGUAUUUUUAAUCUGUAUACCAUUAAAGGGUUAAGAUUUGAAUAAGAGAGGUUUCCUUGUUUUCCCUCUUCAAAACCUAAAUGUCAAGUGUUGUAAUGUCGCAACGGAAACCCAUUUUUGACCGAUUUCCCAAAAGGAGCAAAAGGGGGCUGCAUUUUUUUUAUAAGAUAUCCUGAGACAUAAUUGGCGAUAACUUUUUUCUACCUCUAUCCGCUUCGUGAUUAUUUUCUACGCUUGAAUAUGAUGACCACCGAGUAGCUUUAACAUUUUAACGUCAGUUCAACUGGCACAUACAAUAUUACUAUGCUCUGAGCAUCGCUAUUAUCGUAUUAAAUGUAUUCAAUACUUAAUGUGAACACUAGACUAGUCUGUAGUGAACAUUACUUGCGAUUAUUGGUGUUUAAUUCAAUAAAGGAUAAAAAAAUA